AUGUCGGCUCCAGCCCAGCUGACCAAGGGACAACCUCCCAGUGCUUCUGGUUCCUCACCAGUCAAGGCAAAAUUGCAAGGUACCACGCACUACGCCGCAAAAACGGAGACAGCCCUCGAAAGGCACGGCCAGAUGUCCAAGGAAAUGUCUGGAAAAUGGGUUGGUCCUAUGGAACCUCGCAAGUUCUUGAAGAGGUUUCUCCCCAGCAAACCGAACGGUCCGAAACGCCCUUCUUUCUCCACCCGCACGUUCAACACUCCUCGAAUAAUUGGAAAGGAACGAGACUUGUAUGAACCAUUUAUCUCGCUCAUCACAAAAUCUCAUGCAAUUCCUGGCAUGGAUAUGAUUGACACCUCGGCGAACCCUGACAAGACAUCUGCAAAAUCGAAGAAACUCCCGCCCGACAUUUGUAUCUACGACCAGGAAGCAGACAUUCCUCAAAACACUUUGCGAUACGAUGCUGUCGAGAUGAUCGUCGAAGUAAAACCAUGGGACAACAAGAGCGACCCUUUUCGCGACCCCGUCUCAGACGACACAGACAACUUUUCCUUCGAGUCGCAGACCGUCAAAGGUGCAUACUGUCGUGGCCAGAUUGCAUCAUAUGCCACCCAGUGGGCCGCACGCCAACACAGAACCCACUUAUUCGUGAUCUGGAUUGGGGUUCCCUUUUGCCGUUUCAUUCGAAUCGACCGUUCGGGUGGCAUCGUGUCUGAGAGAUUCAAUAUUCAGACCAAUGGGACCAUCCUCCUCGAUUUCUUUUGGCGAUUCUCGCAACUUUCUCCUGCGGAACGCGGCCACGACACCACCGUCCGCCCUGCAACCGACACGGAGAUCGCUCUGGCCCACGAGCACCUCAUGCAAUGGCAACCGUCCGAAGAGCGAAAGGUCAUGGUCUUGCAAGUUCCAGACGGCGAUGAUAUGCGCGACGUCAUUGCGUGGGGCGCUAUGGCAGAGCCUGAGUCCUUAACUGGUCGGGCAACGAAAGGCUACCCGGUCUGGGACACGAAGGACAAGAAGGUGGUUUUUCUGAAGGACUCGUGGCGUUCCAUUGAGCCUGGCAUGCAGAAAGAAUCCGAAAUUCUGGCGAUUUUGAACGAGAAGGGCGUCCGCAACAUCCCGAAGUUCGUCUGCGGGGAUGACCUCAACCAGGAGACCAUUACACAUACUUUCACCUCGGAGCCUUGGAAUUUAGGCGCCAAACCCAACACCCUCGACGUACGGAUGCACACUAGGUUCUGCGAAGACUUCAUUGGCAUCCAUUUACAUCGUUUCAAGUCUUCGAAGCAGUUUAUCACGGUCGUUCUUGAUGCUCUUAUUGCUCAUCACGACGCCUAUGUGAAAGCAGGGUUCCUUCAUCGCGAUAUUAGUGCCAAAAAUAUCAUGAUGACCCCGGAUGGUCGUGGGAUCUUGAACGACUGGGAUCUCGCGAGGGCAGUUGAAGAUAUCAAGAAUGGAGCCAGGCAGAAGUUUCGAUCGGGGACUUGGCAGUUCAUGUCAGUGGGACUCCUGGAAGACCCUACAAAGUUGCAUGAGCUUCCAGACGACCUUGAAUCCUUUGUCUACAUCAUCCUCUAUUUCACCCUCCGCUACCUUGACCACAAUCGUUUUGACAACCUUGGGAUGAUCAUGGAUUACAUCUUCGAUUAUUCCAACAGCAAUGACGAUGGCACUGUGACUGGAGGCGCUGGCAAAGCCCGUGUUGCAUCGAGCAGGAACCCCAUCGGCGAAGACUUUGCUGUCACCGACAACGCCCCUCUCACCGAGUUGCUCGAUUUCUCUCUCGAGGCUGUCCGUGAAUGGCACAACAUUUGCAUUGAUCGACGUCGACCCAAUGCCCGCAAACCAAAAUUCACGCCAACCUUUAGCAGUCACGACGAGAUGAUGAGCGAGAUUGCGGCUCAACUGGCGAAGGACGAUUGGCCAAAAGGCGAUGCAGCUUUUGAUUAUCUCGGGCUGAAACGAAAACUCGACAAUGGCGGUACUCCAGUCGAGGAGGGUUCGUUCAAGAAAGUGAAGCUCGAUUCUGAGGCCAGUUCCGAGGAGACAGUCUCGCAGCCGAUUGAAGUUGCCUCGCUGACCCGCGUCGACGAGCUGAGAGGAAGGAAGAUAAGGCCUCUUUCUAGAAUACGAUCGCUUCACCCUUGA
Molecule: messenger RNA, 2145 nt
Organism: Cyclocybe aegerita
Lineage: Eukaryota; Fungi; Basidiomycota; Agaricomycetes; Agaricales; Hemipholiotaceae
Source: the annotation of a GenBank genome assembly